GGCACCUCUCUAGCGAGUUCCCACUGCCUGCUCUGCAAAGUGUUCUCUUGUCCCAUUCGAAAACAAGUUUAUUUUCCCAGUGCAUUAGGAAUCUUGUCCCAGAGAUCCCAGAGUUUUGUGUAGCUUUUACCAGCUUCUGGAGCACUCCUAGAAAUAUUGGCUGCCCACACGACUUAAGAAAAUCGUUCUUGGCAUAGCGGGCUGUUUUGUUUUGUUUUCCUUUUGACAAGUAAUAUUUGUUCCAGAAUUUAUCCAUUUGGAUCACCAGUUCCUUGGUCAUCUCUAUGUAACUUCUCCCCAUCCAUCCGAGUCCAGUUUCCUCUGGGCCCCAUUCUCCAGCCUCCAGUAGAUCUGGUCAGUCCCACCUCUAGGUGGGAGUGAUCAAGGGGGCUCUGGCCCAGGAUUUCCAACCCUGGAAGGCAGCUCCAAAGCACUGAGAGAGCUGGGCGUCGGGUACGAACCUGGCAGCUCAGGAGUGGGUGCUCCACUCACCCCCCACAAAAAGAUGAAAAAGCGCAAAGAACUCAAUGCGUUGAUCGGCCUGGCUGGUGACGGUCGGCGAAAGAAGCCCAAGAAAGGCCCAAGCAGCCACCGCCUGCUUCGCACUGAGCCUCCUGACUCAGACUCGGAGUCCAGCUCAGAGGAAGAAGAGGAGUUCGGAGCCAUUGGAAAUCGCUCUCGUUUUGUCAAGGGCGACUACUUACGAUGCUGCAAGAUCUGUUAUCCCCUCUGUGCCUUUGUCAUCCUCGCCGCCUGUGUGGCGGCCUGCGUUGGCUUGGUGUGGAUGCAAGUGGCGCUCAAGGAGGAUCUGGAUGCCCUCAAGGAAAAAUUUACGACAAUGGAGUCUAAUCAGAAAAGCUCAUUCCAGGAAAUCCCCAAACUUAAUGAGGAACUUCUCAGCAAGCAAAAACAACUCGAGAAGAUUGAGUCCGGGGAGCUGGGCUUGAGCAGAGUCUGGAUCAACAUCACAGAAAUGAAUAAGCAGAUUUCUCUGUUGAGUUCUGCAGUUAGCCACCUGAAAGGCAAUGUCAAGUCUGCUGCAGACUUACUGAGCCUGCCAAGCACUGUCGAGGGACUUCAGAAGAGCGUAGCUUCCAUUGGCAAUACUUUAAACAGUGUCCAUCUUGUUGUGGAGGAGAUACAGAAAACUGUGGAUGAACACAAGAAAACCUUGGAAUUACUACAGAGCAGUAUGGAGACCAAUGGGAGCAACCAAAUCAUGCCAUCACCUUCAGCUACAUCAGAAAUUGACAAUAAAACCCACAGUGAAAGUUCAAAACAGGAUAUCCUGUACUUUCACAAUUCCUUAGAGGAGGUCAACAGUACUGUAGUGGGAUACCAGAGACAGAAUGACCUUAAACUCGAGGGGAUGAGUGAGACACUCAGUAACCUGACACAGAGGCUCAGCCUGAUGGAAAGGGAUGUGGCUGCACUGAGCAAGGCAGAGAAGAGAGCAAGCCCGGCCUCCAGCAUGAUGGCUGAUAGGGCUGCCACUCUGAAAAGAGAGUCUUUGGUGACCAACAGAACUGAGACUGUAAAGGCCCAAAGUGUAAAAAAAGAAGAUAAUUCAAAUUCUCAGGUAUCCAAGCUGCGAGAGAAACUGCAGCUGAUCAGUGCUCUCACAAACAAACCUGAAAGCAACAGGCCUCCAAAGACCGCAGAGGAAGAGCAAGUACAGAACUUCACAUCAGAUCCGUCAGCAUUGCCAAAAGUUUCAAAGCUUCUUGGAGACCAAAUUAAGACCCAACUAAAACCUGUCUCCCUACCGGGGAUUUCUAGCAUCAAAGAUCUUCAGGAUUUAUUCCACAAGAGUGGUCAAGAUGUGGAUGGAAUGCUGACCUACCAGGAAAUCUGGAAUUCCCUAGGUUCUGCCAUGCCAAGACCAGAGAGCCUGAAGGCAUUUGAUUCCAAUGGAGAUGGAAGAUACUCCUUCCUGGAGCUGAGAGCAGCUUUAGGAUGCCUAAAGUCAAAAUGUGGUCAAAUGAAACAUGAAAUCACAGUCUUCUCUCACAGUUGUCCACUCAGAGGUAGCUAUAGGUUUUCUGUCCAGAGGAUGCCACAGUGAGCAGGCAGGCGUGGAGCAGAGGCCUCCUGGGGAUGGUGGCAGGUUUCCAGGUCUAAAAAGCAAGGGUAUUGCUUCCCCUUCUAGACACUUUGUGGGCAAGUUAUGAAAGGUCUGACUAGAAGGAAACCAACAUGUCACCAACAUGUUGAGAACACACCAAUGUUGUUCUUAGGAGUCUCUGGGCAACAUGAGUAGAAGUCCGUACAGAACCUCACUCUGCUGUAGCCAGUCAGGGAAACACUGGAGAAGCUGUUGCAUGGCAGGUUUCUUUAGUGCAAAUUAUUCCUGUUUAAUUUUGUUCAAGUUGCCCUGUCAACUAUAGAUACAGUCUAGUAUCCUUAAACCUUUAAAGACAUUUGAUUUUUGGCUUGUUUUUUGUUUUGUUUUGUUUUGUUUUGGGGGAUGGGGGUUCCAGACAGGGUCUCUCUG
Acomys russatus (golden spiny mouse) is the source of this 2494-nucleotide messenger RNA. RefSeq names its product EF-hand calcium binding domain 14 (gene Efcab14). Gene Ontology annotation, molecular function: calcium ion binding. The transcript has 12 exons. NCBI's taxonomy places the organism in Eukaryota, Metazoa, Chordata, Mammalia, Rodentia, Muridae. Bases 506 to 2065 code for a protein of 519 amino acids. The record is from RefSeq and is a predicted model, not a curated record.